Acipenser ruthenus (sterlet) is the source of this 2026-nucleotide messenger RNA. RefSeq lists its product as uncharacterized. Gene Ontology annotation, molecular function: RNA binding. Lineage: Eukaryota; Metazoa; Chordata; Actinopteri; Acipenseriformes; Acipenseridae. Gene Ontology annotation, cellular component: nucleus. The record is from RefSeq and is a predicted model, not a curated record. Gene Ontology annotation, biological process: protein polyubiquitination; regulation of double-strand break repair. Bases 467 to 1312 code for a protein of 281 amino acids. The transcript has 9 exons.
GAUUAAUUACACCAUUAAACCGCGCUGUUUAUGUGAGAUGGAGUUUAUUUUACUGUACUGUUUGGUUGGGUGGGACAAUAAUAAAAAACAAUAACGUGAAUUUUGGAACACGACACAGCAAGACGAUGUUGCAGUACAUCUUGCCUGUUAGUAGCACUGCGUUUCUAAAUAUUUGCGAUAGACUUUACCGACCGGCAUGAACUGAACGUGUUGAAAAAAGUGUGCAUAUUGUCUUAUUGAUUUUGUGAAUUGAAGUCAUGUUGCAAAGAUGUCAAGGUCAGCUGUACAUGCCAUGGGAUCGACUGCUCACUUCAGCGAGUGCGAGGCUAAACUUUACUGCUAGGCAAAAGCUGAUGAAGAGAUGACAGAUUUAUAAUUUGGUAAGAUCCGAAGAAGGAGGACAUCACAGAAUUUGUAAGAACCACCUUUCCUAAGAAUAGGACAGUCUUUACUGAUCGCGAAUGAGAUGGAGGAAGGAGAGCAGAUGGACAUGCUCGGAGAACAGCUUUACAGCAUCAUUUAUCCUAAGUACUCAGACAUUGCUGGAAAACUGACAGGAAUGCUGUUGGAACUCCCUGGGUCAGUAAUAGAAGAGAUGAUAAAGGAUAAAAGAAUGCUGUCUGAUGGUAUUGAGAAAGCACUUUGUGCUCUUCAGUUAUCAUCAGCCAGUAAUAGUAAUUCCGAGUCCACAGACUCGCUAGGGGAACGUCUGUACAAUCUUGUUGAUCUCUACAACACUGGUCACAGUGAGAAGAUAACAGGAAUGCUGUUGGAGCAGAAAAAGGAAGAAGUGAAGAAGCUAUUUCUGGAUUCAAAACUGUUGGAAGAAAAUAUUAAUGUUGCAUUAAAAACACUUGAACAACAAAACCGGAUUAAGAUGGAAACCCUUGUUUCAUCUGAGUUUGAUGAGAAGGAAAAGCUGGGAGAGAGUCUGUUUGCAAUGAUAGAGGAAAUUGAUGCAGAGAACUGUGCAGACAUUACGGGUAUGCUGUUAGAAAUGGACGUGUGUACCCUGCAGAAGCUGCAGUGUGACAGGGGGGCUCUUGAGUCUGCAGUACACAGAGCUCAGGUAGCCCUGCUUCCUUCUCCAGCGCUGGACACCACUGUGGAGAGUGACUUGGACAGUGAGACAGAGAAAUUGGGUGAAGAACUAUACUCUUAUAUCAUUUCUACUGAUUUUAGAAAGUAUGCAGACAGGAUUACAGGUAUGUUGCUGGAAUUGCCCAAAAAACUUGUGAUUGACCUUUUAAACUCACCGGAUAGACUAAACAUGAAACUGGAGGAGGCUGCUUCAGUUCUUGAAGAUAUUUAAUUUCUGUGAUUUAAAUCAGACAAUAAGGGCGAUUAACAAACACACCAUAUGACAAACUGUUCGGGAGGGAUGCUUGUCGCCUACAAAAUGGCUCAUACAAUCAUUACUGUACAUCUGGGCGGACUUAGACAUGGAAGCACAUGGCAGCCAAGCACCUACUAUCAUCCCUAUGUCAGUCUGUCAGAAGUGCUGUGGUACAGUACAUACCUCUAAUCCCUGUAUGCACUCUGAAUUGGUGUGAGUCCAAUCUGAAACAGUUGGUCAGUAUUGGGGAGGGGGUCAUUUUAGUGUUCAUAAUAGACAAAUACCCAAAUUCUCUUUGUUAGUGCAGAAAGACAGCACGCACAGAGAACAGCCCCUAAGGCUGUAGCUACUGUACCGUGAAUACUCUAAUUACACCGGACUAUCUCACAAUUAGAAAGUGGUUGAACCUAUGCAAAACCUUCUAAAUACAGUAAAAUUAUGUUCUGUAGAAUAACGUAAUUUUAUUUUUUUGUUUUAUUAACUGCUGCUUAUAGGAAGUUUUGCAUUUUGUAUAUAGAAAUAACAUGCAUAUUUGAUUGUCACAUCUGCACAAGUGGCAGGUUUAUGAAUACUUUAUUAGAUUAUUGUAAUAUUGUGGUUAUGGCACUUUAACUGUAAACUUUUGUUAGUCAUUAAUAUUGUAUGUAUAUUUGCGACAGCACAGAAAUUGAAAUAAAAAAUUACGCAGUG